Molecule: messenger RNA, 1018 nt
Organism: Aureobasidium subglaciale EXF-2481
Lineage: Eukaryota; Fungi; Ascomycota; Dothideomycetes; Dothideales; Saccotheciaceae
Exons: 4
Coding region: 170-985 (271 amino acids)
Cellular component (GO): cytoplasm
Molecular function (GO): aldehyde-lyase activity
Source: RefSeq, a predicted model, not a curated record
UUCAGCACUAUCAUCAUCCACCGUGGCAGGCACACCGGAUUCGAUUUCCAGCGAGUAUAGAAUGCAGAUAGAUCCUGUAAUGACCAAGUUGUCCAUUCAUCAUCCUUCACACAAUUUAGUCUUCACCCCAUAACCUGCGGCGCUCCCAACCAAACACACAGCAAACAAAAUGGCCAUCCAAACACAAAACUAUACCGCACACACCACUCCCGUGCAAAACGCUCGUCUUCGACUCCUCAAUACCCUCCGCAAACAUGAAUUGGCCUUGAUGACCUUCAUUGCAAUUCCUUCUGUGCGACAUGCUCAAAUUGUGGCUAUGACCGGCCUAGAUGCUGUCAUUGUUGACUGCGAGCAUGGACACAUUGGUGACGAUUCAAUGCACAACUCUGUUGCAGCAAUUUCAUCCAUGGGAGUAUCUCCCAUUAUCCGUGUCCGUGGCUUCUCGCCUGACAUUUUGAAGCGUGCAUUGGACACUGGUGCGCACGGUCUCAUGGUACCUAUGGUCAACACAGCUGCAGACGCAGAGAGUGUUGUUCGCUACUCAAAAUUCCCUCCUCUCGGCCUCCGUGGCCAAGGUUCGGCAUUCCCAGCGAUUGGUCAUGGCCUGACGACCCCCGAGUACAUGAAGAGUGCCAAUGAGACACUUUUGACUAUCGUACAAAUUGAGACAAAGGAGGGCGUGGCCAAUGUUGAAGAAAUUGCUGCUGUACCUGGUGUUGACUAUCUUUUCAUCGGUCCCAAUGAUCUUGCACAGUCUGUACUCGGUUAUGUACCUGCUAGAGGCGAUGAGCCAGAAUAUGUGGAUGCCAUUCAGAGAAUUGUCGCAGCUGCCAGGAAACACGGCAAGUGGGUGGGAAGAUUGGUCAACGAUGGCCCCUUGGCUGUUGAAGCCGCAAAGCAAUUCGACUCUGUUGCUAUCACCGGUGAUACUAAGGCUAUCAGCAACUGGUACACAGCGCAGAUUGCCUGUGUCAGAGAAAACUAGACAGAUCACAUCUAUGAAAUCCUUUUACACGCA